This is a messenger RNA of Vitrella brassicaformis, 1285 nucleotides long. The record is from the annotation of a GenBank genome assembly. Lineage: Eukaryota; Vitrellaceae.
GACCAAGUCUCCUCCUUAGCAGGUAAGCAGGUACGAUACGCUGGUGAGGGUCCCCAAUGAAGAGCUGGAGAGACGUGCGCGUCUGCUCGUACCUGUGACCCCUGGCUCAAGGAAAGGUAUCCAAUGCCGCCAACAGAGGACGCGUACCGAUUUGUCAACUCUGGGGGCUAUGUCGGUCGUGCGGGUGUCCUCGCUCUCUGGGUUUAGGAUAAUUGGUCAUCGGGAGAGGAUGAUCAGCUCUUCUUCACAAGACGAUUUUUGGACAACGACAUUGGUCAUGGCGUGACGAUCAAGCUGGACUACGAGCGUUUGCUGUUCCAGGCUCUCACCAGGGCCCUGGCCACGUAUCGCUCGCGAGAUGGAGAGACGAAGGUGCAUGGACUGACAUUCGCCCGCGCUGACGGCAAGCAUGCCGCAGCAAUCCUUCACGGGAAUCGCCUUAUGAAUAGCCCAGGAUGGUCCUAGCGGUGAUUUGUGCGCAUCCGACAAGCAGCAACAGUGAAUUCAUUGAGGCGCUGACGGCGAUGCACGUCGACUAUGACAAGACGGCCAUUUUCGUGUCGCACGGCCCGUCCUGCGACCUGCACCUGGAUGAAAGCUUCAAGAUGAGAUUUGCAGGCGUGCAGGAGCAUCGAGAGCCGUCCAACGGCACAGAUGCCUACCAGCGAGCAUUUCUUCUCCUGCGUCAGGUCAAGGCGUCACAAGUAUUGAUACUCGAGAACAGCUUCGUCGUUCAGCAGCAUGACCCUAUUCAGCAGCUCACGCAAGACAACCUGCCGGCGGUUGUGCCGUUGGCUCGGCAGUCUUCGGCGGGUGGUGCCAAUUUCGGCUUCGACAAGGGCUCUCACCACGAGGAGGACCGUGAUAAGUUGGUCAGCGGCGAGCGUCAAGGGCUGUGGCCAAACGUGUCGGUGCUUGAUUCUCUCUUCUUGGGAAGCUAGCCUGAGCGUCAGAGAAUUUGCCCGACUGGGAAGCAGCUUGAGCGUGAGAGAAUUUGCCCGACUACGUCAUGGCACGCAUUCACUUAGAAAAACACGUCGGUCCGAUGAAACCAUGGACAGUCGAGUACAGCGCCCCAACCCAGGCAUGAACGCAAUUUGGGGACGGCUGGCAUGACUACAAGGAAAAGGAUGGCACUAGCGACGGCUGGUGCGAGGACAAAACAUCCAUAUUCCUGGACAAUCGGCACACAUUUGGGAGGUUGCUGACCUGGGCAGUGCAAGACAGUAAAAUGGUGAUGAGCCUUUAAGAGCUGUUUGCAGUGUGACGUUGGCACUGUCUCCGU